Acomys russatus (golden spiny mouse) is the source of this 1952-nucleotide messenger RNA. Its product is annotated as tetratricopeptide repeat protein 39B-like. The transcript has a single exon. Lineage: Eukaryota; Metazoa; Chordata; Mammalia; Rodentia; Muridae. Bases 138 to 1952 code for a protein of 604 amino acids. Gene Ontology annotation, molecular function: protein binding. The record is from RefSeq and is a predicted model, not a curated record. Gene Ontology annotation, biological process: negative regulation of cholesterol storage; cholesterol homeostasis; regulation of cholesterol metabolic process.
UUGCGUUUGCCUCCAUUUUAACAGCAACACUUCAGACUGAGCUUUGUGUGGAAGACGAGACCCUGGUCAGGAGUGCAGCAGCUACUCUCCUUGCAACCCCACUUCAGAUAGUCCUGCCUCUUUGCGAGGAAGCAAAUAUGUCACGGUUUCUAAGAAACGAGGAUGAUGAGAACAUGUUAACUACGUCUGUUAGUCUAAACGAAGGGGAAAGUGAGAGAAUGGCCAGAGUAACUAGAUCACUGAGUCUAAGAGAAAGCGAAGCAGAGGACAAGUUUGAGGAUGCCCAUGAAAUUAUCCCUGUGGCAACGACAAUGAACCUUUUAUCAUCCUUGGACGAAUGCACAACUGGGUUGUACUUGUUUUUAAAUAACAGAUUCUCAGAUGCCAUCAAUCUUAUUCACCCAUGGUCAAAACACAGUCCGUACCACGCCCUAGUAUACAGUAUGCUUAUGGUUGUCAAAGCCAUCCUGACCUUUGAUCCACAGGAUAUUCAGAUUGGAAUGGAUGCUGUAAAGGAAGCUUUGAAAACCUGCAACAAUUUCCGGAAAAGACCCAGGAUAAUGACUUUGUCUCGCCUAGUGAGUAGGCAGGGAAUAAAGUCUAUCAAAGAGGAGGAAUUACACGCAGAGGUCUGUUAUGCUGAGUGUCUGAUUCUCAAGUGUGCCAUAACGUUUAUACAGGACGACAGUUUGCUGAAUUUUCUUAAAAGCGGCCUUAACGUUGGGUCAAGCUAUCAAAUAUAUAAAGACUGCCAACAGGUCUUAGCACUUAUGCCUGACAACCAAAGCAAAGCCCACAAACACUUGGAUGGAGGGGUAAAAUUUGGACUUGGAGUAUUCAAUCUGAUGUUUUCACUUGUGCCACCAAGGUCACUUAAACUUCUCAAUAUUGUUGGCUAUUCUGGAGAUAGAGAAGUGGGCCUGGCUUUGCUUCAUGAGAGUGCAUCUGAACCCCAUAUAAAUAACAUCUUAAGUGUUUUCACUCUUCUCUUUUAUUACAAUUAUGUGCGCGUAGUUUUUGGUGUUGAAAAGGUUUCCAAUAGGGCCACAGAGAGUCUCUUCCUAAUCUACCUGGAGAAAUUCCCCAACUGUGUUGUACUUAAAUUUUUUCGUGCACGGUUCAGCAUGCUAAAUGGGAACUUUGAAAUGGCACAGUUAAAGUUACAAGAGUGCAUUAUUACUCAGAAUGAAUGGAAGCAGAUUCAUCACCUCUGUUACUGGGAACUCAUGUGGUGCCACAUUUUUCUGCAGAAGUGGAAGCAGGCAUACAACUAUGCCAACCUACUGGCUCAACACAGCCGCUGGUCUAAGGCCAUAUACACCUACAGCAAAGCCAUCAUACUGGCCUUGCUUCCUCCUGACUAUGUGGACUCAGAGACUGAGAAAAUGAGCUCUGUCUUCUUACGUGUGGAUAGCCUGAGAAUCAAAUUUUUAGGCUCGUCUGUGCCAAUAGAAAAGUUUAUUGGCGAGAAAAGUCAGCGCUACAGCACUACAACAGGCUGGUUUACAGCACAGCCCCUCCUGGAAUUCAUUUAUGCCUGGAGUGGCUUCCGAGUCAUGAGCAAGAGAAUAGAGCUUAUUUCAAGUUGGCUGUCAAUAAUCGACAAAGGGAAAGACCUGCUGAGUGAGAAUCCAAAUGAGGAAUAUGGCAUAGAUGACAUGAGUUUGCUGAACCUGCUGAAAGGUUUGUGCCUCAAACACCUGGGCAAGCAUUUGAAGGCUGAGCACUACUUUACUCGUGUUAUCAGGAAGGAGAAAAUGUUAAAAUAUGACCACUAUUUGGUGCCGUACAGUUACUAUGAGCUGGGAAUGCUGUACUAUCUGAAGGGAGACUACACUAGUGCCAUGAAAAACCUAGACUGCAUAAAGCACUACAGAGACUACUCCAUGGAAGCCCGGCUACAGUUUAGGGCUCAUAUUGCCCUUGAGCAGAUCGCUAAAUUAGAGAAGUGA